Molecule: messenger RNA, 2303 nt
Organism: Arvicola amphibius (Eurasian water vole)
Lineage: Eukaryota; Metazoa; Chordata; Mammalia; Rodentia; Cricetidae
Gene: Rcc1l
Product: RCC1 like
Exons: 11
Coding region: 56-1492 (478 amino acids)
Source: RefSeq, a predicted model, not a curated record
UCAAGGGUAACGCAAGAUGGCGGCGCCCAUAAGCGGCUAAGGCGCGGAGCGGAGGAUGCUGGCGGUGGCCGGGACUCUUCUGGGGCGGCGGCUGAGGUGGCCGGCACCGGCCCGCGAGCACUGGAGAGCGGCCGGGAGCUCACGGAGCCGGCGUGAGGCGGCCGAGGCAGAGGCGGACGCUCCGGUGUUCCAGUAUGUGGGCGAGCGCGCGGUCCGCGCCGAUCGGGUCUUCGUAUGGGGCUUCAGCUUCUCGGGGGCUCUCGGAGUGCCCAGCUUCGUGGUGCCGGCCUCGGGGCCCGGACCCCGCGCUGGGCUGCGGUCCCGACGGAGAAUCCAGCCGGUACCUUACCGCCUGGAGCUGGACCAUAAGAUUUCCUCUGCUGCCUGUGGCUAUGGAUUCACACUGCUGUCCUCCAAAACCAAGGACAUUACGAAAGUUUGGGGCAUGGGACUCAACAAAGAUUCUCAAAUUGGAUUCCACAGAAGCCGGAAGGAUAAAACCAGGGGCUAUGAGUACGUUUUGGAGCCCUCGCCUGUCCCACUGCCCCUCGACAGACCUCAGGAGACAAAGGUGUUGCAGGUGUCCUGCGGCCGAGCACACUCCCUUAUCCUGACAGACCAAGAAGGUGUCUUCAGCAUGGGGAACAAUUCCCACGGGCAGUGUGGACGGAAGGUGGUGGAGGACGAAGUGUACAGUGAGAGUCACAAAGUGCACAGGAUGCAGGACUUUGAUGGACAGGUGGUUCAGGUUGUCUGUGGUCAGGACCACAGCCUGUUCCUCACAAACAAAGGGGAAGUCUAUUCUUGUGGAUGGGGUGCCGAUGGACAGACAGGCCUGGGUCACUACAACAUCACCAGCACACCCACCAAGCUGGGCGGAGACCUUGCUGGGGUGACGGUUGUUCAGGUUGCCACCUACGGUGAUUGCUGCUUGGCUGUGUCCUCAGAUGGAGGUGUCUUUGGCUGGGGAAAUUCUGAGUACCUGCAGCUGGCCUCGGUCACAGACUCCACUCAGGUUAAUGUCCCUCGGUGCCUGCCUUUCUCUGAAGUAGGCAAGGUGAAGCAGGUGGCUUGUGGUGGCACAGGCUGUGCUGUAUUGAAUGGUGAGAGCUACUUCUUGCAUCUCUUUGAGAAGCACUGGACAGAUGAGAUGGAAGAAGGACAUAUCUUCGUCUGGGGCUACGGAAUUCUUGGGAAAGGACCAAACCUCUUGGAAACGGCUCUUCCAGAAAUGAUUCCACCUACGCUCUUUGGCUUGACGGAGUUCAACCCCGACGUACAGGUUUCCCAGAUCCGAUGCGGCCUUAGCCAUUUUGCCGCAGUUACCAAUAAGGGGGAACUGUUCGUGUGGGGCAAGAAUAUCCGAGGGUGCUUGGGAAUCGGACGCCUUGAAGACCAGUACUUCCCAUGGAGGGUGACGAUGCCCGGUCAGCCUGUGGACGUGGCAUGUGGUGUGGAUCACAUGGUAACUCUGGCCAAGUCAUUCAUCUAAUCUCCUUCCGGGCCCAUCCCAGGCAGGCCCCAGCGUCUGAACUAUACCGACAGCAACAGCUUGACAGAGGCAGGGUGUGGCCACCAGCAGAGCUUCUGAGGAUGCUGGGAGAGGGCCAGGGCCUGUGUGAGCAGGAGGCUUACUCUGUGUCCAGUGGGGACAUAAUAGGAGUCUGUGGACAAGACCUUUCCCUGCUGUUGAGGCUCCUGGCCUGGUGUGCUCCUGAGGAGUACCAGGGCAUAUGGCCCUAGGAUGGCAGGCUCAUGUCCUUUCCAGGUAAUACGUGGUGCCAUCUGGGAAUGCAUCUUGCCAGAGACACUUUUCUUAGGGGAAGUUCGUUAUUCAUGGCACACUGGAGACAUGACGAGGCAUUCAGGAGAAUCCGUAGUCCCUUGUCACAAAAGGACACGCUUGGGCCUCUGGCUGGCCCAGCUCAGCAGGAGAGCCAGCUAACUUCAGCUAGGGCCUCUCUGAUCAGCUGCCACUCAGGACACCGUCCAGGAGCCCAGAAUGCGUUGGCUUGAGACUCUUUAUGGAGUAGCUAGUGUGAGCCAGCCUCCCGCCACGGUCUACAGUAUCCCAGCCUUGGAGCCGUCUCUCUGCCUGGCUCUGAACAGUCCAGAAGCCCCUGAACAAGCUGCAAGCCAAAUGCUUGUGGGCUGAGGGCUGUGGAAUCUUGGCUGGAGGGCCAGCCUUGGAGUAGGAAGCAUCACAAAAUGGGAAAAUACUUGUUUUUAAGAAAACUUGCCUUUUCAGAACAGUGUUUGAAAAGUUCUUUUAGAAUAAAGUCUAUUUUCUGCCUUUUUAAAAA